AUGUAUCCUUCUACAUUUCUUGCCAGUUGGGCCUAUGCCCUACUUCUUUUAGUGUCCCCGGGGCACGCUGACGCAACAACCAAUUUCCAAAGCCAAAACGACCGUUCUGGAGGAUGUACUCAACCCCCUCCCAACAGUUGCGACUUCUACAAGCAAUGCCUCGAGUCUCGAUACCACUGUGGACCAGCUGGCUAUCCGAUUGGAUUCGGCCAGAAAUUCUGUGAGAAGUCUCUUGUCUGGAGACCCAAGAUGAGCACGUCCGGUCAAGAAUGGAUCACCAAGACGAUGCUCUGCCUGCAAGAGGAACUAGUCCCCCUCGCCAUUGGUUCAGAGUCGCAGACCUGCAGUGAGCUGAAGCAGCACGCCCUCGGCACACACGCCGAAUGCUACGUGAGAAGUGGUGUCUGCACUUUGCCGAUUGAGGAUUGGGGGAAGAUCCUAGAGAUUGUCGGUCCGGCUUUGAUCUCUGCACCGGAGAACUUCAAGUCUGCGUUUGAGACAGCUGGAGAUUGCCUGAAGCUGUAUUUCUGGUUAUUGGGCAAGGUUUUCCACGGCUCUACGUCUUCUCUAGAUUGA
Molecule: messenger RNA, 576 nt
Organism: Aspergillus lentulus
Lineage: Eukaryota; Fungi; Ascomycota; Eurotiomycetes; Eurotiales; Aspergillaceae
Source: RefSeq, a predicted model, not a curated record